Molecule: messenger RNA, 10129 nt
Organism: Bacillus rossius redtenbacheri
Lineage: Eukaryota; Metazoa; Arthropoda; Insecta; Phasmatodea; Bacillidae
Exons: 2
Coding region: 2058-3338 (426 amino acids)
Source: RefSeq, a predicted model, not a curated record
AUCUAGGGUUCACUCGGUUUUAGUCAAAAUGAUGAAAUUGAAAAUAUGUUGUUGUUGUAAUCUAAUUAGUUUAUUAUAAGUAAUUAAAACGUGAAUAUUUUAAAUAUAAAACAAAAUAAUUACUUUACUAAUUCAUAUUAAAUAAUUAGGACUUUCCUCACAUACUCGCGUCAACCUUUUUUACACAGCAUCUAACUGAUGAAUAAUGUAAAACAAAAUUGGCAAGUUUUAAUUCCUAACUUACCUGUCCUUGUUUUUAACUGAGAAAGGAAACAUAUGAUGUGCCUCGUGAACUGAUCCUCGUAUUCUGAUAACCCGUGUAUGCACAUUUCUUACCCUUCAGAAUGUUUGACAUUAUAAAAUUAUCAAUGUGAAAUUAAGAUAAAAUAAGUAGGAAAUUAACUUUUAAAUUAAAUCAUAUUUUAUACUCAACACUGGCUGUAGGCCUGGUACAAAGUUCUUAGGAGCUGAUUUUCAUGUUACUUGAGGGUACACAAUCCAUCCAUACAGUUAUCCCAGUGACUGUCUUCUCCCGGGGUUUCAUGGCUCUCAAAGGCAGUGGUAAGGAAUACUUCUCUUCAAGGUCACCCAACGGUACUAAUACCAGCUUCCCGUAUAUGGGAGGGUGAAGGGUGGUGGCAUGACUUGGCCGGUAAACCUUGUACGUCCUAAGACCGCUAGGGGCGUACGCUGUCGAUACGCACAGAUAAAAAGCGAUCGCUGCGACGGAGCUUCCUACAACAACAAUUCUUCUGCGAAACCAGCCAGAAAUUUUAAUCUGGGCUUGAGACUUCUAUAUAUUAUAUAUAUAUAUAUUAAAUGGUGGUAUGUCAAAAUUACGUAAAAAUUCAUUACCUAGCUGUGACUUACCAGUGACGUCAGACCUAGGUCAUGUGUUCACGGGGCAAUGCACAGUAUACACAAAUUAAACUUUUCACGUGGUCAAUUUAACUUCACUUUACAGCAUGUCGGUGACACGAACUCACAAGAUUUUACCCUUCCAAAGGGUUAUUCUCAGAAAAAGGGACAAUUGAUGAAAGCAACUACUUUAGUCUUAUUAUAUUGACUAAAUUUACAGCUUUUAUAUAACUUAACUUCAAUGUAAUCUUUUAAAUAUGUGCCAUUUCACAAAAUAUGAGUAUGUUCAGUAUUAGAAUUAAUGAAACCCUUUAAGUUCUUGAAAUAUGUAGUUUAAGUACUGGCAUUGACAGUUUUUUUAGUAACAAUUAAAAUACUGUAUGAAAAUGCAAUAAAUAUAAAUAAAUAGUUCUGUACUACAUAUAUAUAAUAACAAAAAAAAAAUUGGUGGUACUCUUUUUAAUGUAUCUAGUUCUGUUCCCAAAGUAGCCAUCAACUCCAUAGACAAGAAAUUGUAAAAAAAAAUCACAAGAUGGCAUUGGCAACAAUGUUUUAAUUGCAACAGUUCCAUAGAUUAAGCCAUUAUGUAUCAUGUGGAAAAGUGAUUCUCUGGUGGUAGUGAGCGAUUUAGUAGGAUUAAGUUAUUUGAAAUGAGAUAUUAGGUGAGUAGGUUUAUUACGUAUCAACUCCAUGCUCUCUGAAUAGUAGGUAAUUAAUUGCUGAAAGCAUCCAGAUUAAUGUGAAUUAAAAGCAAAGAAAGAAUACUUGUAAAAUAUAAAACAAUGUCUUCCUAACCUAAAAAUUUUAAUUAUGGCAAAAUUACACCAUUUCAUCAACUCCGUGGUCAUCAACUCCAUGGAAUGUCCUGGCCAUGGAGUUGAUGAACUGCACGGAGUUGAUGUGUACAAUACAUUCCCUACUGUUUGUUUGGAACAUAUUAAAUAUUUUAGGCUUUGCAGAACAUAAUAUUACGUACCAUUGUGUCUAUUGUUAGCAUAAGCAAUCUAGUUGAAUAUGUUCUCUAGAAUGUGUAAAUUGUAAGCUAAGGCCAUUUUGGAUUGUGUCAGCAAAGGCAACCGACCGUGAUAUGUGUGUGUGCAUGCUGCAUGAAAAUGUACGCUUACUUGUGUCAAGACUGUACAAAUUAAAAAUUAUUGCUCAGGAUACACCUGAUUCAUUAUGUGAGAGUUUGUGUUGUAAUGAGGAACAGAUCAUGGAGAAAUGUUUGGAAAGAAUAUGUGCAGAUUGCAAAGAAGAAAAUUGUGUUUUCAAAUUUUGCAAAAGAAGAUACUGUGACUUAUGAGAAGUGGAUCAUAAAGAAAGAAGUGAUUGUUGUUGAAGGAAAAACCAAAACCUGUACGAAAUAUAAAAAGGAUUCCCUUCAGUGCUCAUUGGGUGAUUUAGUCUCUGAAUUAGAGGGCAUUUUCCCCAAGUUCAUGUCCCAUGUAAAUAACAUGUGUCACCAACACAGAGAAAUGGCCAAAUUGAAAAAAAAAUUGCCCCCUAAUUCCAUAGUUAUUCACAUGGAUUUCUCAGAAAAUUAUAACUGUAAAGUAUCCCAAGAAAUCCAAGCAUUUCAUUUUGGUGGCUCACGCGAGCAAGUCAGUAUCCACACUGUUAUGGUGUACUACAGGAACGAAACAUCUGAACUACCAAUGAAGAAAGCAUAUUGUACACUGUCUGACAGCUUGCGGCAUGAUCCUGUCGCUAUUAUGGCUCAUCUACAACCAAUAUUCACAGAAAUCAAACAACUUGUACUAAGCAUAACAAGUCUACACUUUCUUAGUGAUGGACCAAGUACACAAUAUAGGAACCGCAAAAUGUUUGCACUUAGUACAUACAUUGCUAGUUGCUUCCCAGUAGCUGAAAGUAUUACAUGGAAUUACAGCGAGAGUGGUCAUGGGAAAGGUGCGCCUGAUGGUCUGGGUGGAACACUAAAGCACACAGCAGAGUACCUGGUAGCUCAAGGAAAGGACAUAUCUGACUUCAGUACACGUGUACUUGAGUUGACAGACCAUGUGAAAGGCAUAACAGUGAUAAGUGUUCCGAAGGAAUGUAUCGAGCAGUUCUCGAAUACUUUGGAUCUUCGAACACCAAAACCUUUCAAAGGGACUCUCCGAGUUCACCAAGUAACAUGGGCACGGAAUGAAACAAAUUCCAGACUACAUUUCCGGAGGUUAAGCUGUUUCAGAUGUCGUCCAUCACGUUCACAUUAUGACAUAGGAUAUCUUGAUAUAUCCAAUGAUGAUGAGAAACCACCAGAAAUAACUCAUUCUUCUCUUCCUCAGAAGCGAUUGAAAUAUAGUGAUGUGUACAGCAGUUAUGAUUCAGAGUGUGAGGAAACAAAAGGAACACUUCUAAAGAAGAUUCAUGAUGAUGACUUAGUGAACACUUUUGUUGUUGUUGAAUACAAAUCCAAGAAAAGUGUAAGAACUACAUUGGGAUGGUUCUCUCGAAGGAAAUGGGUGGCUUUUGUGUGAAAUUUUUGCGAAUCAAAACUGAUGGGACAUUCUAUUUUCCUGAGAAAGAUGACACUGUACUGGUUGAUGGUUCUGACAUUAGACAAGUGCUUGAUGCACCAGAACUAAAUCGAAGGCAAAACUAUGUCUUUAAAAACAUUGAUACACAAUUUGUGAAUAUAGGUUGACUUUUUUAUUACUUUCAUUGCUAAUGUGUUGAAGGCUAAUGUGUAAUUCUUAAAUGUUUUGAAAUUAAUGAUUUACUAAUGUUUAGGUAACUUUCACAGUGUAAGUUAUGUGACAUUUAAAAAGUUCUUGAUGAACCAGAACUGAAACUGUUGAACCAGUUAAAAUUUUUAAGCUGUUUAUAAGUAGGCCCUACAGGGUAAAUGAUUAUAUUAUUAAAAUGGUACCAAAUUUUGAUUUAACCUAAUAUAUAAUGGUAUAUUUUCAGUAAUUUGAAGUAAAUAUACGGUGAUUUCAACUCCAUGCCAUUGAGCAUCAACUCCGUGCCAUAAAGCAUCAACUCCGUGCCAAGCACACUUUUAUUACCCGACAUAAAAUGAUAAAUAUUGAUCGUUGAUUAUUGCUGCUAGUUGGGUGAUGACAAACUUAUUAUUUUUGAUAUGUAAAAAAAAUCAUACAAAGAAAAAAACAUUUUCAUUUUGGUUUUAUGUGGUCAGGUCAAUUGUCCCUUAUCUUAAGAAUGACCCCAAAAAGAGUCCAACACACACAUGAUACAGUCGAGUUUAUACAUGAUGUCUUAGUGUAUAUAUGCGUAUACAUAUAUGAAUGCUGCUGUGCAUCGCCAGUCUGGGGCAACACGUCAUCAGCAUGUUGGUGACAUGAACCUUACCCCUUUAGAUUUCAAAGAUUUUUGGUACAUAAAAAGAUGAAAAAAAUUUUUUAAUGUUUUGGGCUUAUAGUUUUGAAGUAAUAGUAAUUCAAAAAUGUAAAAAAAAUCAUAUUUUUCGCAGUAUUUAAAUACAGUAAAAAUGUGAUAACUUACAAACUAUUGGGCAUAGAGAGCUCAAACUUGUUUUAUUCUCUUCAGUUUUAAUGGGCUUUAACAUGAUAUAUAACAUGACUGUCUUUCAUCAACUUCAUUUUUUUUUCAAACAAGUUAAAACAUGUAUUUCAAAAAAUUUCAAAAACACCCAUUAAAAAUUUUUUUAGAAAAAUAUAUGUAUCGGCACAUGCUAAAAGAGCCUCAGUCACAAAAAAUGGCAAAAGUGAGUUAAGCAUAAAAAUCACAUGUUAUAGGAUAGCUUCAACUAUUAAUGCUAAAAGCGAUUGAGUCACACAUGCAGGUUAGCUAAUAUUAGCAAGGGAAAUUCUUAACGUAUGCUAAAAGGGUUUCUUAGAGACAGAUUUAUUCAUUUUUCUCCAAACUGGGUUGAUUGAACUGAGGCCCUUUUAGCAUGUGCCGAUUCAUUAAGUUUUUUGUAUAAUAAUAGGCUACACCUAUACACCUAGUUUCAUAAUGGACCAAUAAUAGACUCAUCUUAAAAACUAAUAAAGUCUUAAUAGUGCUUAAGCUAAAUUUACUGUUAAAUGUUGCCCAAGAGUGAGCAUAUAAUAUUAAAUUUUCUAAAUACGAAUAACAUCAAAGUUUUGUAACUGAAUAAUCAGAAUUUAUAUAUUAUUUCUCUAGCCUGUUUUUCUGUUGGUUUGCGAGAUCUUCCUUAUUCCUUUAUCAAAUUUCAUGAUUUACUCAUCAUUUUAAAGCUUAUUGUGCCUGCUAAUGACGAAAAAUAGACCCUUGGUCUAAAAACGUAGCACUUUUCUUAAAUUUGAGAUUUAAAAUCAUCUAUGUAAUAGGUCCUUUAAUCAAUGCGUCGAUUUUUCUAUAGAUAUCGAAUCGGAUUCGAUGAAUAUUGAAUCGGAUACCCACUUGAAACAUUGUUUACAUAUUUCUUUUUUAAAUUGCACUUCCGUCAUAAUAACAGAUUUUAUGAUAAAGAAAUCUUAGAGACUCCUUCAACUUAACCAAAAAAUCCACCAAAAAACCACUUAACCAAAACUUCUAGCACGUCAGACUUUUCUUAUAAGUACUUUUGAAAUUGCUGUUGAUGUUUCGUAUCACAAACAUAACCUACAAACAUAACCUCUUACAUUUAUUUCUUAUAGCAUCAGUUAGUAUUGAAGAUACGUACAACCAAAAAGUGAACGAUGAUCACAUCAUCACGUCCAACAUUGUAUUUAAAGAGGUUUUAUAAACGUUUAUAUUAUUGGUAUGUUUUAAUAUAAUACUUCUGUAAAAAAAAAUGUGUAACAGCUAUUUGUACUGAUGUGUUUAAUUUCAUGUCUUCUUUUGUACCAACACCCAUUUGCUUUUUUCUAUUCUUCUUCAAAAUGUAAUUUCUCCCAAAUUUUUAAAUAAUGGAACGCCACACGAAACAAUUUGGUACACACUGCGGAAUUCCGCACGGGUCGACUAGUAUAUACAUAUUGAACUCAAUAAGCCUAUAAAUAUGUUUAUUAAUUACAUAUUUUAAUGUUUCAAUGUGUUUGUAAUAACGGCCACCACAAUAUUUUUAAAAAUAUAAAUUGCAUAACUGAAGAAAAAAGCAGAAAACCUUUUAAUACAAGUCUCAGCUAUACACAAGUAAGCUAUUUACUUACCAAUUUUCAGGAUGAAACAGGAUUUGAAUUAUUUUACAAAUAAAAUUGUUUGAAUUGUUUCCAUAUUUACUAGAAAGUAAUUUUCAUAAAUUGUAUUAAUAAAGAAAUAGCACAUUUUUAACAAAUUUUAGUACUAGUAGUAAUAUCACAUUGUUAAGAAUUUUUAAAUUUAUGUAUAUUGUUUAUGUAAUUUUGUUUCUAUACUUUUACUGAAUCUUGAUUUCAUAAAAAUCUUUCUAAAGCAUGCGAUGAAACACUAAUUUCAGUUUUACUUAACGUGUACACUCCUCCGAUUGUUGUCACAGGAUUUACUACUCCUAGAAUUGAAUUAUUAUGUACUGUUAGUAUGUCAUUUGGUUUGGAGUAAAAAAAUGAGGAGGCUGGCUCUUUAGGAUCUAAAAAGCUACUGUAAAUUCAUUUACAUCAUUUUUUUGAAGAAUACAAGCAAGCCAUCAUGAUUUGUCGUACACUACUAUAACAUGACCAGAAUCAAUUUUCUGUAAAGAUGUAGGUGUUAAGUAAUCAACUUUUGUUACAAUUUCUGUCACACUUUGUGCACUUGAUUUGAUGAGAAUGAUUUUGUCAGAAGACGAAUUUCAGAAAUCGGCAUAAACGUAUGCAGUUUGUGAGUACCUUCAGUUUCUUUUAAAUCGUAAUCAUCAGCUGUGCAGUAUUAAAAGUUUAUGUCGGGAAUAUUGUCGUUAGCAAACUCAAAAAGUUUUGGAAGCUAGUCUUUUAACUGUGCCACCUAAUCCAUCACAGGCACACUUGCCGUGUGAUGUAGCGAAGAACUGCCAUUUUGCUUUGACUUGAAAAUCAUUCUUGUGUAGGCGCAGAUUUAAAAAAUUCUAAAGUUAUUUUUCUAACUCAGUGGGAGUGUAUCUUUCAGUAUUUGCAUAAUUUUUCUUUGAAAAGUAUAGAAUACUAUUGUAUUGUGUUGCAAACACUCUGAAAUAACAACGUAAUCCACAUGUCAUAGUUUUUCUUGCCAAUGAUAAUAUUGUGAUGAAGCCUUACGGAUACAAUAGAAAAUAAUUAACUACAUAAUCAUGGACGUGAGGGAGAGUGUGUGUGAGGCGGAUAAUCAAGCAGUGUUACUACUAUCUGGGGCAAAAAAUAACGUAACUCGCAAACAAAAAGCUAGGCAGAGACUUGACAAACAACAAAAUACUGGGGAAAAAAAAUUCUGCGAGAGGUAUUUUAACAUGUAUAAUUAAAUCAAUACCUGUAAUUGUGUAGUUUCCCUUCCAUAAGGAAGGUGCCGAUUGUAUGACACAGUACUUAUACUAACAACUUCGAGAUUAGUUUGAGAAAAAAAAACACUUAAAACUAAGUUGCAUAAAAAUAAAUAUUUUUUAAAAACAAAACAUAAAAAACCUCAGACUUUUAAACAUUCAAUGUCAGAACAGAUGGGAUAUUAAAUAAAAUAAUCUUACAAAUUCUAAAAUGAAAAAAAUAUUAAAAUUACUUACAACCGGGCCUUAUUUAUCGCAGGAGCAUCAAGUUCAAUAUGUAUACAUUCUGAUUAUUCAGUUAUAAAACUUUGAUUUUAUUCAUAUUUCAAAAAAGUAAUAUUAAAUGCUCACUGUUGGGCAACAUUUAUCAGUCCAUUUGGCUUAAUCACUUUGAGACAUUAUUUUUUUAAUGAUCCCAUUGUUGGUCCAUUAUGAAACAGGGUAUAUAUUACACAAAUAACAUAUUUUUCUAAAAUAAAUUAAAAGGGGUGUUUUUGAGAUAUUAAAAAAAAAUUAUUUUUAACUUGUUUGAAAAAAAAAAUUAAGUUGGUCAUAAGACAGUCGCGUUAUAUAUCAGGUUAAAGCCCACUAAAACUGAAGAGAAUAAAACAAGUUUAGCUCUCUAUGGCUAAUAGUUUUUAAGUUAUCAAAUUUUUACGGUAUCUAAAUAUUGUAAAAAAAAUUUAUGCUUUUGAAUUGCUAUUACUAAAAAAAUUCAAUAGCCCAAAAGAUUUCAUAUUUUGUAUUUUUUAACUGUUCCAGGGGUACAAUAAUAAGUGCACCAAAAAUUAUCAAAAUUUGAAAUGGUAAGGUUGAUUUCACAUGGUUUGACCCUAAGAGUUAUUUGCAAAAAUCUCUUAAACUAUCAUUGAAAAUAUUUUAGUACCUGUUUUGUGCCUAAAAUAUAAUUUGGAAAUCUCUACAUGUAGCAGCAAUUCUUCACGUCACAAAAAUUAAUUUUUCCUUGAUUUUUUCUUAGCAAACUCAUUUACAGGGUCUACAAAGUUAGUUUUCAAAGUUACAACUUUUUCAGUGUACAUUACAACUAAACAACUUAUCAUUUAGAAGGGUUGCUUUCUUAGCAUUUUUGACUCUGCUUAAAAUGGAAAAAAAUAUCUGCAGUACAGUUUGGUAUUGGUUAAGGUCAAAAUCAUUCUAAUUGCGAUUUCAAGAUUGGGAAAAGUGCUUGAUAAAUUCAGUUCUUUAAUAUAAGAAUACCCUUUGGAUAAGUAUUUGAAUAUUUCAAGUUUAACAUACAUUUGAAAAUGGAUGCACUCAUUUACAAAGUCUGAACUAAUAUCUUCAGAGUACAGUGAGCAAAGUUUCAAAGCAGCAUUCUUGACUUCUGAUGGUUCAGCAGGGUGGCUACAGACCGGGAAAACCGGGAAAAGUCAGGGAAAUUUAGUAUGUCAGGGAGAACAGGGAAAUGUCAGGGAAUUCUGGCCAAGGUGCAGGAAAUUUUUUGUUGUAAAGUAUUUUUGCGAUUUCUCAUUUUUAUACACUAUUUUAAUGCAUUUUAUUUUAUUUCAACCACAUUAAAAUUGUAUCUACCCAUUUUACUCCCACAUUUUUUUUCCCUUAAAAAAAACCGCGAAAAUUCAGGGUGUGUGCUUGCAUUUGAUGCUGGCCCACCGGACCGUGCCGACAUCCUCAAGCUUCUUGAAUGCGCCGCAGCCGGACCGUGUCGAGCUGGAGAAGCCUAAGAUGUACAUCAAGUUCUGUCCCUGCCCGAACACGCCCGAAUAUUCACCUUCGACCAACCUCGGGAUUUGUUUUAUUUUUGAGCAGGAAAAAUGAAUUCAAAUUUUUAAAGUGGUCGGUUAGGUUAGCUACAUUAAAACACUUUAAAACACUAUGGACGGUUAGUUAGGUUAGUAUAGCUACAUUAAAAUAAACAGAGAAAUAUAAAUAUAUAUAAAAAUAAACCCGAGGUUGGCCGAAGGUGAAUAUUCGGGCGUGUUCGGGCAGGGACAGAACUUGAUUUACAUUUUAGUUUUCCCGUCGAGCUGCGUCCAGCGAGUGCCGAGCACGUCAUCAACGUAAUGGCGGACGGACAGUUCGAUUGUUCGAAAACAAUUGUCUUAGCCAUGCACGCGUGUGCCUUGCGUGCGUGCAUGUUGACUAGUUGGAUGUAGUUUUCCGUGAAUAACAUCGUGGAAUUUUUGUCAGAAGUGUGAACAUAAACAACUGGUUUUAUUUAUUUAUUAGCUGUUUUGAAGUGCCAUCAUGCAAGUUUGCCAUUCGACAUGCCUUUGCGAGUGAUAACUGCAAUUUCUCAUCAUCAAGAGUGCUUCUGUGUUAUGAACGUCGACCAUAGUAAUGCAUUAAUGUUAAUUCAGUAGAAGACUAUUUGAAACACGUAAAAUCUAAUAUAAGUUUUAAAAAACGUCAGGCAUUUGAGUUAUGGUUUAAUAUUUUUAAUUUUUCAAACUUAACCACCACUUAGUUGCCAUGUCGAAAUUCAGAAAAACAGCAUUUAACGAAUCAUGGCUUUUAGAUCUAGACUUCAAGAACUGGCUAAGAGAAUCGCCCGGGGAUCAAUACUCUGCCAUGUGUACUUUUUGCCAUACAAAAUUCAGUCUAAGUAACAUGGGUAAACGAGCCGUAAGAAGUCAUAUCACCAGCAAGAAACACCAACUUUUGUUGAGUAAUGUUUUCAUUUAAUUUAAAGUGAAAUAUAAUAAAUGAGGUUGGUAAUUUACUGUUUGGAUACAAUAUGCAUUGAAAGAAAUUCUAGGGGAAAUGGUUAAGUUACGUCACAACAAAGUAUUUUAACAGUUGGAAAUUUCGGGGAAAUGUCAGGGAAUUUUUCGGCAGAGUAUCUGUAGCCACCCUGUUCAGAUGAGCAAGUCAACUAAAGAGGUAACACUUAAAAUCUUGAAGUUGCUAUUUCAUAAGCUCUUUUCCUUUUUACCAAGUUGGUUAUAAGUGAGUCCAUCCUUCAAUCCCACG